UCUCUAAUUUCUCAUUUGUUUCUAGGACUUCAAAGAAACUUGAAGCAAAAGAGAGAUGUAGGAUUAGUGCCAACUGGAGAUACGGCUGCUAUAGGGAGAAAGGUUACAACACUCAUGUCAGAUACAUGCCAUGGCUGUACCUCCAAAGCAGAGUGCUCUGGAUCAGUCAGGGUUCAAAUAUCUUGGCUGUGAAGAGGUUGCCGGAAGGGCUCAAGAUGGAUUCACCUCUUAUGAACUUAAAAAUGGGUCAUAAAGAGGACAUAUCUCGCUUUGUAGUGACCGAUGACAUGAUUUAUAGUGCUAGCAGUGACAAAAACAUCUAUGGAUGGUCAAUUUCUACAGAGAGACCUAGACCUGUUUUCUGUCUCAAAGCGAUUCACAGUCAGAGUAUUUUGGGAAUUGAUUGUAAAAGGAACAUUCUAGUCUCUGGUUCAAAAGAUAGUACUAUAAAGAUAUGGCAGUUACAGGAGACAGGCUCUCCAAACUGCACCCAGACAGUUAACGUGUCAGAUCGUGUGUGGUGUGUUGCCGUUAAUCCCUCUCUUGCUUCCAUUGCUGUUGGCUCUGCAGGCUACAACAGUGUACAUCCAAUUCAGUUGUACGAUACAGAGAGGGGGGAUGAGUUGCCUAUCACCAGAAGUGUGAGGAAAAAUGGAGCUGCAGUGUUUGACAUCCGCUGGGAGAGUCCAGAUGUGUUCUUAACCUGCGGUCAUGACACAGUGAUUCGCCUCUGGGAUCUCAGGUUGGGCAGGUGUGUGCAUGCAUGGACUGAUCCGUUCAAUGCGCCAGGCUACUGUCUCGCUACGGAUCAGCAUUACUCUAUACUCUGUGGCACUGCUCACCACGGCCGGGCUCAAUUGUGGGACAAGAGGUCAACUUCUAGUGUGCAGUCAUACUUUGGGCGGAGUAUGGCCAGCAGCCCUGUAUACAGCCUGAGCUUCGACUCCAAUCAGUUGUUUCUGGCACAGGACUCGAGUAUCAACGUGCUAGAUUUCUCCGGAUACCACCAGCCUGGUUCCCACCGUGCUGACUACAGUGCUUACUGGCAAAAUAAACCACAGCUGACACAUUAGUGCCUGGAAAUCAAAUACAAAACAUUUUUAGUCAAA
Messenger RNA from Homalodisca vitripennis (glassy-winged sharpshooter), 1109 nucleotides. Its product is annotated as F-box/WD repeat-containing protein 4-like. The transcript is spliced from 7 exons. Gene Ontology annotation, molecular function: protein binding. Gene Ontology annotation, cellular component: SCF ubiquitin ligase complex. The coding region runs from base 126 to 1073 and encodes 315 amino acids. Lineage: Eukaryota; Metazoa; Arthropoda; Insecta; Hemiptera; Cicadellidae. The record is from RefSeq and is a predicted model, not a curated record. Gene Ontology annotation, biological process: SCF-dependent proteasomal ubiquitin-dependent protein catabolic process.